Molecule: messenger RNA, 9937 nt
Organism: Podarcis lilfordi (Lilford's wall lizard)
Lineage: Eukaryota; Metazoa; Chordata; Lepidosauria; Squamata; Lacertidae
Source: the annotation of a GenBank genome assembly
UAUAAUUCAUAUAAAGCGCUUUUUCUUUACUGAGUCCCCUGUCUUCCGAAGAGCGACUGAGGUUUGAGUCGGAAUUCCCUUCAGAGGUGAAUUUCCUCAGAGGAACACCCUCCCCUCCUUUCAAGGAUAUGACAAGAACUCCAGCCAGUGGCACUUGCCUAUUGUUCUACGAACCGCAAAGUUUUUAUUUGCUGGACACUGAGCUUGUUUGAGAAGAAUCAUAUCCCAGCAACCGGGUUCUUGUCAAUGCAAAAUGACUCAGUUGAAGCAAGAAAGUUGAGACGUUUGACAACUUGGCAGGAAGGAUUGGCCACCACCUUCUCUGCCCUUUUGAGAUGGGGUUACAAAAGUGUGGCGGCUGCCUCAGUUGCCUGUUAAUCCCCCUAGCACUUUGGAGCAUUGUUAUAAAUAUCCUGCUCUAUUUUCCUGAUGGGAAAGCUCUGUAUGCUUCCAGCAACAAUCUCACCAACUAUGUGUGGUAUUUUGAAGGAAUCUGUUUCUCUGGUAUUAUGGUAAGUGUGGUUUCUGCUUUCUUUUUCCAUUGCUUCUCUAGGGAUCCCUGCAACAAGGUGCUAAUCUGCUGUGUGAUCUUGCAAUGUCAGAAGGAGUAGGUGGGGGGAGGGAAGAAAAGAGAAGUGGCUUUAUUUUAGAGACAGGAAAUAUAAUUGGGAGCCUGAAAUCAAGGGCGACAGCCACCCAAAAGAAAGUGCUUUUUAAUAUAGGCUUGUUUGCCAACAACAUACAAAAGCAUUUACUACAGAGGAGGGAUGGGUGGGGUGGGGAAUUCAUUUCACAUUUAAAGCCGAAUUGAUCAAAUCUGCAUUUUCUAGAACAAUAUGAGAACCAAAACAGAGCCGCCUUCCAAAAUUCUCACUUAUUUGAAUUUUGUGUUACAUUUGUAAACCAAUAUUUUUACAAAUAUAUUAGGGGAAAGUGUGCAUAUGUCAGUGAACAUAACUUACAAAAUGCAUUAUAUCAGGGGAAAUUGCUUGCAAAAAAAGGGUAUGUUAUUCAAAGUUACAUAUAAUUUUUUAUUGGUCUUUAAACAAAUUCAAAUACAAGAGACACUUCUCCAGCAGUACAUCUAAUGUUGUUUGUUCUAGCUAUUGACUUUAAACAUAAACUUACACAUUCAGUGUUCAAGCAUAUUACUUAAUGUAUUCCCUCCACUGAGAAUACUAAGCAGUUUGGUAUAACAAAAUCUUGAUUUGGUCCAUUAACAUAGUUAAAGAAAGGGGUCCACGUUUCUUGGAAGGUGUCUCUAUUCGUUAUGCCUUUAUUUGCCCUCUGUGUCUGCUGAGAUGCUCAGAAAUUGCUGUAUCCCAUAUGUUCAGGGCAAAAAUAUAUUUAUUAGGAAUAAGUCACAUUAAAAUGCUGAUCAUUUUUAUAAGGAGCUAAAAAAACAAUAAAGCAAAAACCACCACCACCCUGCAAAUGGUGGCAGAAAUGUGGAGAAUUGAACUUUAAACUGGAAGGCUGAAUAAACCAAAAUUGGCAAAGCCUUCCAUCCUACUCUAGAGUAAUCUAGGCUGUGAUCUCAAUAUGUAUGACAUGGGCUUGUAUUAAUGAGAACUGGCAGAUGAUAUGACUAUGGUAGCCAGUGUUUGUUGGACUGAAUACCAAACAAAAUGCUUCCUUUAUUCAUUUAUGUAUUUCAAAGUGUUUAUACCAUUGAAUUCAAAAUCAGAGCAGCUCAGUGUAGAGUUACAUAAGGCAACCGUGUUUAUUGGAAAACACGCCCCUUUGAAAUUAGCAGGACUGCAUUAUAAGUAAGUAAGAUCAGGAGUUAGGUUGUUAAAUUAAGUCAAAUGGAUUUCAAUGGGACUUCAUGGUGACUAUCCUUUGUAUUCCCCUCAAUAUAGAGGAGGUAAAAGGUAAAAGGACCCCUGACCAUUAGGUCCAGUCGUGGCCGACUCUGGGGUCGCGGCGCUCAUCUCGCUUUAUUGGCCAAGGGAGCCGGCGUACAGCUUCCGGGUAAUGUGGCCAGCAUGACUAAGCCGCUUCUGGCGAACCAGAGCAGCGCACGGAAAUGCCGUUUACCUUCCUGCCGGAGCAGUACCUAUUUAUCUACUUGCACUUUGAGGUGCUUUCGAACUGCUAGGUUGGCAGGAGCAGGGACCGAGCAACAGGAGCUCACCCCGUCACGGGAUUCAAACCGCUGACCUUCUGAUCGGCCACUCCUAGGCUCUGUGGUUUAACCCACAGUGCCACCCGCGUCCCUCUUUAUAGAGUCUAUAAGAACAUGAUAUUAUUGGAUACCGUAUCCUCUGUGACUUCCACUCCUGCCUUUCCAGAUGCUUAUGCUGGCAGCACUUUUAAUAUUCCUGGACCGAGACACCUUCCAAAAAUGCUGCCCAAGUGAAAGCUGCACCAGGACCUACAGGGUGCGUAUCUUGUUUCCACGCAUGGCAUUUGUGCCGACAACCUCCUUUGACCCUUUCUGCUCCCAUCUCCUUCCUUACUCUGUACAGGAGAGGAAAAGAAAGAGGCUACCUCUGAUCUCCACGGCUCCUCCUGGGGUGAAAAACAACAACAGGAAGAAGUGCUCCCACUGCUCUCAAAUUGACGGAAACCUUUUCUGUUUUUGUUUUUGUAUGAGAUACUCUGGGGUUCCUGCCAAUUUCUUCCUGCCUCAAACGCUCAUCACUGUGGGGUGAAUCACAGGUUGCUUCCAGACAACCUGUUUUAUUGAGCAUUCAUCCUGACUUGUUUGCACAAAGCUUGCUGGGAGAUUAGAUGGCAUUGGCUAUUUAUUGAGCAUUCUUUCUGAUCUGUGAGGCUGUGGGGAGGGCAGCCAUGCACCCUUCGAUCCCACCCCAGCAAUUGCCCUGGCAGCUGUCUCCCCCCCCCAUGCUACACUCCUGCUCCCCCCCCCUCUAAAACAAGCACCCAUAUUGAGAAUGUUGACAGCAAAUCCAACUGACAAGUGUUGCAAACAAAAUCUGCCCUUAUUCCCUUAUGGGGUACACAAGAGCCCUUUAUAGGUUCUCCAUCGGUAGGAGAAAAUAACAGAGGCCAACCAGAGAAUAUUGAGAAGCAAAGCAGCUAGUAAGCCUGAUUUUUAUUAAAGCUGUUGCAACAGGGUGCUCUCCUCACACGCAGGAAAGGAGGAGGACCCAGAACAAAGGUGUGCCUGCCCUUAUAUAGACAUUUUAAAUUCCCUGCCCUGGAGCUCAAGACCACCCCUCCAUACAUACACCACAGAAGGGGUGUAACCCAAGACCACCCCCCACAAACAUUAUACCUACGUCAUAGAAAAGGCGGUCUACAACAGAAAUUUGAAUGUUGUUGUUUUUCUUGUCUGCCAGGUUAACUAAUAAUGCCUUUCCUGGUAGUCUGGCCAUUCCUUUGAGAUGGUGAUUACCCAAUUCCUGAGGCAAUGAGAAGGUUCCCUCACCCCCUCCCUCCUUGCAGAGAAAACAUUUGGUCAGUCUGGGAGUCAAAACGGUUUCAGGACAGUCUUCCUGUGCUGCUCCAGACAUGUGGUCCACAUAUCUAUGUACGUGCUUGGUUGGUACAUUUAUGAACACUUAUUACAGUGGUACCUCUGGAUGCGAACGGGAUCCGUUCUGGAGCCCCAUUCGCAUCCUGAGUAAAACGUAAGACGUGACUGUGCGUCUGCGCGUUUUGCCGCUUCCGCGCAUGCGCGUGACGUCAUUUUGAGCGUCUGCGCAUGUGCGAGCAGUGUAACGCGGAAGUAAUGCUCUCCGUUACUUCCGGGUUGCCGCGGAGCAUAACUUGAAAACACUCAACCUGAAGCACAUCUAACCCAAGGUAUGACUGUAUAUAUUAUAAGACCUUAAAAUUUUUAUUACAAAGGCUAUCAGCGUAACUCCCCGCCCCAGCAAACUUUGUUCAGACAAUGCUCCCUUUCUUGCAGCUUGCUUCUAUUGUAGUAAUAGCAUUUUCCCACCAGUUCCAACAAGGUAGAAGUGUGUUCUUAUAACAGAUUAUGCUAUUUUGAGACAUUGCCUGCCAACAACAUUCAUUCUAAUCUGUGCUAAAGAUUAUUGCUAUUUUUCUCCCCCCCCCCCCGGCUCUUUAAGUUACGGAACACUUUCUAUGCUGAGUUCAUCUAAACAUUGGGUAGAAAAAACACACACACUUUUAUCAGGAAACUGAAGCAAUGGAAUUCCUUCACUGUCAUAAAGAUAACACUGUGCUCUCUUUAAUGCAGCGCUUCAUUUCAGUUGUGCUUGCCCUGCUAGGCAUCGCGUUCUCUGGAUACAGCCUGAUCAUAUCUACUUUGGGUUUAGUGCAGGGCCCAUACUGCAGAACCUCCGCUGGCUGGGAGUAUGCCUUCAAAGACACUGCAGGCCGGUAAGAAAGAAAGAAAGAUUGCUGUCUCUAGGGGCAGCUUUGAACCAGCCCCCAAAACACCAGACCAAAACACAGAGAGAGCCAGUGUGGUGUAGUGGUUAAGAGCGGUAGACUCAUAAUCUGGUGAACCGGGUUCGAUUCCCCACUCCUCCACAUGCAGCUGCUGGGUGACCUUGGGCCAGUCACACUUCUCUGAAGUCUCUCAGCCUCACUCACCUCACAGAGUGUUUGUUGUGGGGGAGGAAGGGAAAGGAGAAUGUUAGCCGCUUUGAGACUCCUUCGGGUAGUGAUAAAGCAGGAUAUCAAAUCCAAACACCCAUCUUUUGAAAUAUAGAGUCAAAUGUGCAUAUAUAUUAGUAAAAGUAACAAAGGAAUAUGCCUUCUACUAGGGCAAAUUGCUUGCAAAAACGUGUAUCUUAGUAGAAAUUCGCAGUAAAAUGCUGAUGCCUUUGCACGAGGUGUAGGGGCCUGCAGUUAGGAUCCAGGUUAGUUUUCAGUAUGUCCCAUGGAGUUUGAUGGAAUGAGGUGAAAACAAUCUGAAAAGGCAAAACCUACUUCUCCUUCAGUGCAUGUGGGGGUUUAGCCCAUGCACUAAUGGUGCCCUUAGUGCAUGCCUGCAUGUCUUCCCAUAGAAAUGAAUGGCUGCUAUCUGGUCACAUGGGGAGAAACUGUGCUUUGAGGCAACAUUACAAUGGGGACACUUCUGUCCCUGGUAGCCCAUCCACAGAGCCAGCGCAAGACGUCUGGCUGCCUGAGGCAAAGGAGAAGAUGGUACCUCCCUUCCCAUGGACAAAAGCUGGUAGUUGAAUCCUACUUCAUCACCAGCAAUGGGAUAAUGACUUCCAGUGCACCUGAGAUCAGCAGGCUAGUUUGAGGAGUGUAGGCCAAGCCUGUACCACACAUAGCUCUGAUCUCCAACAGAGCAGAUUGACUCCCCAGCAACUGCCACCUUAGGCAAUUGCCCACAUUCUGCCUAAUGCAAGGGCUGGCCCUGACCACCCACUAUUGAUGCAGAAACUCUAAUGGGGAGUAACAUCCCUCACAUCUCUAGAAAGCAGCUCCAGAAAUGCAGGGGACAAAGGCAACAUGUUUCACAGGAGCCAUAUUUGGGAGAGGAACUGAGGCGGAAGGAAGCAGUAUUGUCACCAUGGCUAGUUCACAGGGCUAGAAGCAUGGUUAGAUUUAGAAAAGGAAGUCUGGCUCAGUUUCCUUCUUUGAAAUAGCCUCAAAGAUGGAUGAGAAGAUGAGGAGUCAUGUGGCUAUAGCUCUGAAUGGGGACUGAAACUUCCCCUGCCUGCCAAACUCGACAGGCCUUGAGGUAAAUCUACAAUAAUAGCUUCUAACUUCUUUAUGCUGCUGUUUCUCUGAUAGCUACCUCACGGAUCAUGCCUCCUGGUCCGAAUGCUCCGAACCUGCCUAUGUAGUGGAGUGGAACAUCAUUUUGUUUUCUAUUCUGAUAGCUCUUAGCGGCCUCCAAAUGUUGAUCUGCUUUCUGAAAGUGAUUGCGGAGCUAAAGAGGAUACUUUGUGGGACCUAUUCUGUCUUUGUUCAGGUAAGAGAAGCUGCUUUAAAAAACAGCAAAGAAACAAACCCGUUCUUAUAGUCAUAGCUCUAUGGCUAAAUGCUCUUCUGUGAAGGAUUUGAGUUCCACCCAGUGCUUCCUUUUGUAUAAAAGUAGGUGCCGGUACUCACUAUGAAGUUGUUACAUUAAGUGCCACACUUUUUGACAAAAAAAAAGAGGUGCCAGAAACUAGGUACCCCCUAGUCUUGAGUACCCCCUGGGGAAAAAAGCACUGCUCCCACUAUGCAUUUCUGCCCUGGAAUAUUUGGGUAUAAAGGUAAAGGUAAAGGGACCCCUGACUGUUAGGUCCAGUCGUGGACGACUCUGGGGUUGCGGCGCUCAUUUCGCUUUACUGGCCGAGGGAGCCGGCGUACAGCUUCCGGGUCAUGUGGCCAGCAUGACUAAGCCGCUUCUGGUGAACCAGAGCAGCGCACGGAAACGCCGUUUACCUUCCCGCCGGAGCGGUACCUAUUUAUCUACUUGCACUUUGAGGUGCUUUCGAACUGCUAGGUGGGCAGGAGCAGGGACCGAGCAACGGGAGCUCACCCCAUUGCGGGGAUUCGAACUGCUGACCUUCUGAUUGGCUUUGUGGUAUAGGCUCUGUGGUAUAGGCAGGGCUAUGAAUAUGGUCGCGGGUGGCGCUGUGGGUAAAACCUCAGUGCCUAGGACUUGCCAAUCAUAUGGUCGGCGGUUCGAAUCCCCGCGGCGGGGUGAGCUCCCAUCAUUCGGUCCCAGCUCCUGCCCACCUAGCAGUUCGAAAGUACCCCUAAGUGCAAGUAGAUAAAUAGGUAUCGCUUUAUAGUGGGAAGGUAAACGGCGUUUCCGUGUGCUGCGCUGGUGCUGGCUCGCCAGAGCAGCUUCAUCACGCUGGCCACGUGACCCGGAAGUGUCUUCGGACAGCGCUGGCUCCUGGCCUCUUAAGUGAGAUGAGCGCACAACCCUAGAGUCGGACAUGACUGGCCCGUACGGGCAGGGGUAGCUUUACCUUUACCUUUUAUGAAUAUGGUAAGUAUGGUAAAUGAAUAAAUAGCGCUUGUCUGCGAAGCUGCAUAGGAUAUAAGUGAAAACUUCCAAGUUCUGGUUUAACUUGUAAGUUAAAAUUUGACCUCUUUCUGUUCUUUCCCACAGCCUGCACUGAUCUAACAUUCAUGAGAAAAGAAGCACAGACGCUAGCAUGUCAUCAUGUCUUUGAUCACACCUUUUGACUUACUUGAUAAUGUCUUGGAGUGCUCCUUCUGUUUUGCUGCAUUCCUUUUUUAUACACACACGGACAUUUCCAUGCCUUAAUCAUUAUUUUUAUUCCCUUUCAAAAUAUUGAUACAUGAAAUUAUCAAUUAACAACACAAAGAAAAGAACCCCAAACAAGAAAAAAAAACCAUCCAGACAGCAACAAUACCGUAUACUCAAAGUACAUUUUCCCCCCUUUUCUGCCGUGAUAAACUCAUUACUUUAAAAAAAAGUGACACAAACCUGUAGUGAAUGCAUUCAGAAAUCUAUGGAUAUAAUGUCACAUUCUACAACCAGAUUCAUUUAGACACUUGCCCUUGAAGAAGCCUGUAUGAAACAAACUAAAUAUUUAUAUGUUACAUGGGGUUCAACUCCCUAUUUCCCCAGCAUGUGAUUUAUGAUGCGGCACACCCUUCUUUGCAGGUGUGCAAUGUUUGGCAUAUCCACAUGUUCUUGCUCCCUGUUUUCAUCCCUUCCUCCUCCUUUUCUAAUCUGUUUACCUUUCAAGCGCCCCUUUGUAUUUGCAUAUACAAGUGGACUUUCGGUCAGGCAACAGGAAGCGCAAGUGUGCUGUGCUCUUGGAGUGAAAUAUCAACUUAACUUGAGGGACACUUGCUGAAAUAACUGAAGAGGAAGUGCAACAGAAUAUUUACAUGGCGACUCCAUCAGAUCGGCCUUAUAUGUGAAUUAUAUAUGGAUCCAAGUCAGCAGAGAGAGAGACAGAUUGAGAGAGAGAGCUGCAAAAGGGUGCCAAAGAUACCCUGUACAGAGGUACCUCGGGUUAAGAACUUAAUUCGUUCUGGAGGUCCGUUCUUAACCUGAAACUGUUCUUAACCUGAACCACCACUUUAGCUAAUGGGGCCUUCUGCUGCCGUGCCGCAGGAACAUGAUUUCUGUUUUCAUCCUGAAGCAAAGUUCUUAACCCGAGGUACUAUUUCUGGGUUAGCGGAGUCUGUAACCUGAAGCGUAUGUAACCUGAGGUACCACUGUAUAGGAAACUUUCUGAGAAAUUAUGUCCUGUUGAGGUUAUGUUCACUUUGGGGCUGCAUCAAACUGACUGCAUCUCGCUCAGCCACCCCAUUGGUGGUGAGUGGCAUAGGGUUCGAUUUUCCUGGGUAGUCAAACUGGUUUGCUAUUUUGCUGGAGAAUUGGUGGAUAGCUCAGUCAGUAGAGCACAAGACACUUAUUCUCAGUGUCAUGGGUUUGAGCCCCCCGUUGGGCAAAAUAUUCCUGCAUUGCAAGGGGUUGGACGAGAUGGGCCUUGUGGUUCCGUAUAAUUCUAAGGAGUGGCUCUUUUUAAAGAAAAAAUUGCUGCAGGUGCCAAGGCAAAAAGCAGAGGAGAGGGAGGCUGCUGCAGUGGGAUGGGGGGGGGGAGAAUAAGCCUCCCACCCCCUCACAAAUGCUGCCUAGUAAGAAGAAGAAGAAGAAGAAGAAGAAGAAGAAGAAGAAGAGGAGGAGGAGGAGUUUGGAUUUGAUAUCCCGCCUUUCACUCCCCUUAAGGAGUCUCAAAGUUUCUGCCCCUACCCUUCAGUCUCUCUUAUGUAGUUCAUACUUCAAUAUACCUUCCAUUCUGCCACUGUUGGAGGCCCUUCCAGAAGAGACUCUUCCUGGCCUGAGCAUCCACAUUCUUUGCGAUACUCGGUUAGGGCAGUAUGAGAGAUCCAUUGACAAACUUCUGGAAAGAUGCCCUCAAGCCGUCAUACCCUACGCCCAACAUGAAUUGAAGCAUGAAUGUCGGGUGAGCUUUAUUUAUUACCUUCAUUCAGUCUUAGCUCUGGUUUUUUCCCCUCUCCUUUAAACCCAUGAACAAAAAAAGCACUGCUAGAAAAUCGUACAAGUAUUUGUACUGCUAACCUUUCCUUAAGCUGAUCAGCUUUCCAUGCAUUUGUUAAACGUGAUUAACAUAGCACAAUUAUUCAAUACUUUGCUCAGGCAUUCUUUUAAAAAACGCUCACAGUUGAAAUGUACUUCAGUGGAGGAGUUUGGAUUUGAUAUCCCGCUUUAUCACUACCUGAAGGAGUCUCAAAGCGGCUAACAUUCUCCUUUCCCUUCCUCCCCCACAACAAACACUCUGUGAGGUGAGUGGGGCUGAGAGACUUCAGAAAAGUGUGACUAGCCCAAGGUCACCCAGCAGCUGCAUGUGGAGGAGCGGAGACGCGAACCCGGUUCCCCAGAUUACGAGUCCACUGCUCUUAACCACUACACCACACUGGCAUUUGCUCACAUUCCACAUAUCAUUUCACUGCAGGCUCAGUGCUCUUUUCUCAAGUUACACUCACACAGCGCUCUAAAUUGACCUAGAUAUUUUCUCUGCUGACCGAUCUCUUGUCAUUCCCCCAACUUGUUGCCCUAUGGAGGCGACGCCUAUCAUUAGUUUUAAGUGGCAGAGUGAAGUGGAGCGCCUGCUUAAUUGACCAGUGCCUUUAUCGUUAGGAUUCCUAGCUCUGAAACUUUACAUUAGCAAUUAUUUGGGGAGGCGGGGAGAAGCAAGGUCACAUUUCCAAUUUGUGUCCAAGAAACAAAAAUAAAAGAAAGAAAAAGACUUUCAGAAUUUCACAGCCUCUGUUUAGUGAAUGGCUUCUUUGUCUCAGGCUUCAGGGGCAGGGGAUUGGGGGGGGGACAGGAAGGCGGAAAACAUCAGUUUUUGUUUAGGCAUUAGCUUGGGUAAGCAUGGAAGAGACAUCUCAACAGCCACAGCGAAAAAAUUAUUUGACUAUAACGACAGACUUCGAAGAGUUGUUUACAGACGAUAACUGAGUGCACAGCCAUAUUUUGAAACUGAGCCACUUUAUUUCAAGAUUCUGGUUAUCAAAUAAAGCAAUGCAGAGU